This is a messenger RNA of Alexandromys fortis (reed vole), 2245 nucleotides long. RefSeq names its product coiled-coil domain containing 22 (gene Ccdc22). NCBI's taxonomy places the organism in Eukaryota, Metazoa, Chordata, Mammalia, Rodentia, Cricetidae. The transcript has 17 exons. The record is from RefSeq and is a predicted model, not a curated record. Bases 113 to 1996 code for a protein of 627 amino acids. Gene Ontology annotation, biological process: positive regulation of ubiquitin-dependent protein catabolic process. Gene Ontology annotation, molecular function: cullin family protein binding.
GCACGUGAUGCUCUGUCCUCCGCGGGCGCGGAGAGCAGUUGCUAUAGCGUUGCUCCACUUUCUCUGAUCCGGUCCCGGACCCAGCCCCAGCAGGGUUAGAACUGACUCCAGCAUGGAAGAGGCCGAUCGAAUCCUCAUCCAUUCUUUGCGCCAGGCGGGCACGGCAGUUCCUCCAGAAGUGCAGACUCUGCGAGCUUUCACCACUGAGCUGGUAGUAGAGGCCGUGGUCCGAUGCCUUCGAGUCAUCAGUCCUGACGUGGGCUCUGGCCUCAGUCACUUGCUGCCACCAGCGAUGUCUGCCCGGUUUCGCCUGGCCAUGAGCCUGGCUCAGGCCUGCAUGGACCUGGGCUAUCCCUUGGAGCUUGGCUAUCAGAACUUCCUCUAUCCCAGUGAGCCUGACCUUCGAGACCUGCUUCUCUUCUUGGCUGAGCGGCUCCCCACCGAUGCCUCUGAGGAUGCAGACCAGCCUGCAGGUGACUCGGCUAUUUUCCUUCGGGCCAUUGGGAGCCAAAUCCGGGACCAGCUGGCCCUGCCCUGGGUCCCACCUCUCCUUCGAACUCCCAAGCUGCAGCGCCUCCAGGGCUCAGCCCUCCGGCAGUCAUUCCACUCCAGCACGUUGGUUCUGCCUGAGCUGAGUUCCAGAGGAGAGCCACGGGAGUUCCAGGCGAGUCCCCUGCUGCUACCAGCCCCCACACAGGUGCCCCAGCUUGUGGGGAGGGCAGCCUCCCUCCUAGAACAUCACGCCAUCCAGCUUUGCCAGCAUGUGAGCAGGGAUUGCCCAGGGGAUGAAGACCUAGUGUGCCGGACACAUCGCCUCCCAUCCCAGGAGGAUUCCCGGGCUGCACAGCAGCGACUGCACAAGCAGCUGGCUGAACAUCUGCGUCAGAGCUGGGGCCCAGUUGGAGCCUCGCCACAAGUCCGAGACCUAGGAGAGAUGCUACAGGCGUGGGAUGCUAGGACUACGACUAGCGCCCCCAAAGGCUCCCGCUUCACCCAUUCCGAGAAGUUUACCUUUCAUCUGGAGCCCCAGGUCCAGGCCCCCCAGGUACCAGAUGUACCAGCUACCUCCCAGAGGCCUGAACAGGACAUACGGGCAGCUCAAGAGCAGGAGUUAGAGUCCCUUCGGGAGCAGCUGGCGAGUGUGAACCACAACAUUGAGGAGGUCGAAGCUGACAUGAAGACCCUGGGAAUCAACCUUAUGCAGGUGGAGACCGAGUGUCGACAAAGCGAACUCAGCGUGGCUGAGCAGGAGCAGGCCCUACGCUUGAAGAGUCGGGCGGUGGAAUUGCUGCCUGAUGGGGCUGCCAACCUCGCCAAGCUGCAGCUUGUGGUGGAGAGUAGUGCCCAGCGGGUCAUUCAUCUAGCGAGUCAGUGGGAAAAACAUCGGGUCCCGCUUCUUGCUGAGUACCGGCACCUCCGAAAACUCCAGGAUUGUAGGGAGCUGGAAUCAUCUCGAAGGUUGGCAGAAAUUCAGGAGCUACACCAGAGUGUUCGCGCAGCUGCAGAAGAGGCUCGCAGGAAGGAGGAGGUCUAUAAGCAGCUGGUGUCAGAGCUGGAGACUUUACCAAAAGAUGUGUCCCGGCUGGCCUAUACCCAGCGCAUCCUGGAGAUUGUGGGCAACAUCCGGAAGCAGAAAGAAGAAAUCACUAAGAUCUUAUCGGACACAAAGGAACUUCAGAAGGAAAUCAACUCUCUCUCUGGGAAGCUGGACAGGACAUUUGCAGUGACUGAUGAGCUUGUGUUCAAGGACGCUAAGAAGGAUGACGCUGUCCGGAAGGCUUACAAAUAUCUAGCUGCCCUGCAUGAGAAUUGCAGCCAGCUCAUCCAGACCAUUGAGGACACAGGCACCAUCAUGAGGGAAGUUCGAGACCUUGAGGAGCAGAUCGAGACAGAGAUGGGCAAGAAGACUCUGAGCAACCUGGAGAAGAUCUGUGAGGACUACCGAGCCCUUCGCCAGGAGAAUGCUGGCCUCUUGGCCCGGGUCCGGGAGGCCUAGAGGCCUGAUGGAGGUCUCCUCGCCACAGGCAGGAAUUUGGGGGUGCUGGAGGCAGUGCCCAAGCACUGGUUCUAGCACUUCCUUCCGUUCAGCCUUCGCGUUCUCCUGCUGGGAUCUUAAACCCAGAUGCCUGCUUAUCGGGUCCCAUCUUUGAUCAGGGUGAUUGUCUAGCUUGGCCACAGUUUAUUAGAUGGGCACUGGGGGCCAAGGGCCUUCUAUCCCAAAUAAAAGAGAAGUUCUUCUGUGGUC